This is a messenger RNA of Trichechus manatus latirostris (Florida manatee), 2011 nucleotides long. It is a transcript of the gene HCRTR2, whose product is annotated as hypocretin receptor 2. Lineage: Eukaryota; Metazoa; Chordata; Mammalia; Sirenia; Trichechidae. The record is from RefSeq and is a predicted model, not a curated record. Gene Ontology annotation, cellular component: membrane. Gene Ontology annotation, molecular function: orexin receptor activity. The coding region runs from base 383 to 1717 and encodes 444 amino acids. Gene Ontology annotation, biological process: feeding behavior; G protein-coupled receptor signaling pathway; circadian sleep/wake cycle process. The transcript has 7 exons.
GCUUCAGUUCUCCCUCAGCGCGGGAGGAGGCUGUGGGCUGCUUCGUACUCAGUGCUGGAAUGAGGAGUAAUUGAGCUUGAGUUGAAUCCGAGGUAGCUUUCUCCUCCCGGUGUCAUUGCUGCAGCCUCCAGGGCCCGGUCCCGAAUUCCUCAGCCUCCUGUCUUCCCGGUGCAAAAUCGCCUUGCAAAGACAGCAAAGCCGCCGCAGAAGUUGCCCAGCAUAAGACUCCGGAGGCAUUGGCUCAAUAACUUUUCACGUCAUUUUCUGCUCUGGAGCUCCUUCUCGCCUCUCCUCGCAGCCUUUCCCAUCGCAAAUCACCAGUGCUCAUGGGGCAGGGGAAGAGGAGCUUGCAGCACUGAGCGGAACCGGACCCGAGCCCGUGAUGUCCGGCACCAAAUUGGAGGAAUCCCCCCCUUGCCGCAACUGGUCAUCUGCGUCGGAGCUGAAUGAAACUCAAGAGCCUUUUUUAAAUCCCACUGACUAUGACGACGAGGAAUUCCUGCGGUACCUGUGGAGGGAAUACCUACACCCGAAAGAAUAUGAGUGGGUCCUGAUCGCCGGGUACAUCAUCGUGUUCGUAGUGGCUCUCAUAGGGAACGUCCUGGUUUGUGUGGCAGUGUGGAAGAACCAUCACAUGAGGACAGUAACAAACUACUUCAUAGUCAACCUUUCUCUGGCUGAUGUGCUCGUGACCAUCACCUGCCUUCCAGCCACACUGGUUGUGGAUAUCACUGAGACCUGGUUCUUUGGACAGUCCCUCUGCAAAGUGAUUCCUUACUUACAGACGGUGUCAGUCUCUGUGUCUGUCCUUACCCUGAGCUGCAUAGCCUUGGAUCGAUGGUAUGCAAUCUGUCACCCUUUGAUGUUUAAGAGCACAGCCAAGCGGGCCAGGAACAGCAUUGUCAUCAUCUGGAUUGUCUCCUGCAUUAUAAUGAUUCCUCAGGCCAUUGUCAUGGAGUGCAGCACCAUGCUCCCCGGCUUAGCCAAUAAAACCACUCUCUUUACAGUGUGUGAUGAGCGCUGGGGUGGUGAAAUUUACCCCAAGAUGUACCACAUCUGUUUCUUUCUGGUGACAUACAUGGCACCACUGUGUCUUAUGGUUUUGGCCUAUCUGCAAAUAUUUCGUAAACUGUGGUGCCGACAGAUCCCUGGAACAUCAUCCGUAGUUCAGAGAAAAUGGAAGCCGCUGCAGCCUAUUUCACAGCCUCGAGGGUCAGGACAGCAGACCAAGUCCCGGAUUAGUGCUGUGGCUGCUGAAAUAAAGCAAAUCCGAGCCAGACGGAAAACAGCCCGAAUGCUGAUGGUUGUGCUUUUGGUGUUUGCAAUUUGCUAUCUACCAAUUAGCAUCCUCAAUGUGCUAAAGAGAGUAUUUGGGAUGUUUACCCACACUGAAGACAGAGAGACUGUGUAUGCCUGGUUUACAUUUUCACACUGGCUUGUAUAUGCCAAUAGUGCUGUGAACCCAAUUAUUUAUAAUUUUCUCAGUGGAAAAUUUCGAGAGGAAUUUAAAGCCGCAUUUUCUUGCUGUUGCCUUGGGGUUCAUCAUCGCCAGGAGGAGCGGCUCACCAGGGGACGAACAAGCACAGAGAGCCGGAAGUCCCUGACCACUCAGAUCAGCAAUUUUGAUAAUGUCUCAAAACUCUCAGAACAAGUUGUGCUCAGCAGCAUAAGCACCCUCCCAGCAGCCAAUGGAGCAGGGCCGCUUCACAACUGGUAGAAUAUUUAUUCAUAUGUAAAGUAUACCUGAGUAAAACUAUUCUUUUUUUUUAAAUCUCUGUCAACAGAAAUUUUAUUAUCCCAAUGAUCUAAAGCUAAAAUUACUUUGUGGAUCUUUUUUUUUUUUUUUUUUUAAUCUAUUGCUCUUUGGAAAUAAAGUCAGUUUAAAAUAAUUUCUCAACUUUUGAUUCAAACAAGUUAGAAAUUUAACCUCCAACUGAACUUAUUUCAAUCUAUUUCACUUUUAGUUUUAUGUAUUAUGAUUUAAGUGUCAAGUAACUGCGUGAACAUUUCU